Messenger RNA from Protopolystoma xenopodis, 279 nucleotides. Lineage: Eukaryota; Metazoa; Platyhelminthes; Monogenea; Polystomatidea; Polystomatidae. The record is from the annotation of a GenBank genome assembly.
AUGCGCUGCUGCUUUGGCUGCGCUCGCUUUUGUAACGAUACAGACAGAAUUGCGUCUAAUGGCUGCAAGCGAGAUCUCCCAACUCUAAUGAAAUUAGUACGUUAUCGUAGAAUUGAACGAAGAAAGAUGGUAUGGCUUAGCCGCACUUUCCCUGUUGUCCUUGUUGGCCUUGUCAUUUCUUCUUCCUGCAUCACACCGUGUGCAGACGUCUCGCUGGCAUCAUCAUCUAACAGCACCUACUUUGAGACGCAACCGCAAAAUUUGGGCUUAGUAUCAUAA